AUGCUCUUGAAGCCUUCCGGCAUCCCUCCUUCUCCCGCUAACCCGCUAGGGACACUAGAAACCCACCAAGUCGGGAGGCAGAACUCUGGCUUCUCUGACGAAGACAUCUCUGAUACAAUCUGUAUCCUAUACCCUCAAUCCAACUCGGCCCACGAGGAGCUCCGGCGUCUCGUCAGCGAGCACUCCCCCCACAUCAUUGGGAAGGGCGAGGCCGACACCAUCGGACCCGAUUAUGCCCUAGAAGACCAAGCCGGCCGUUUUCAGUUUCAGACGGAGCCCGCGAUCUCCGGCAAUUACGCGAUUAUCCUUCGACUCUCAACCCAACUCAAGAACCCGGCCGCCGGCUUUGCCUUUGGGCGCAACUCGACUCGCUGCGAUGUAGUCUUUGUCAACGACCCAUCCCGGCGCAUUAGUAAUGUUCACUUCCGCAUCUAUGUCAAUGAGGACGGUGCUGUUGUGUUUGAAGACCAGUCAACCAACGGAACUAUGGUUGACAACCAGGUCCUGGCUUCCCACCCUAAGAAUAAGGGCAGGACUGACCCCCCAACAAAAAAACGUAUCCUAAGCUCCGGCACUAUCAUCCGAAUCUUCCUCCACAGAGAGGCUGAGGACUUGGCUUUCUGUAUCCGAAUCCCGCGCCGUGAUAAUGUCGGCGACCAGGCUUAUACUCAGAAAGUCGAAGACUUUUUUACCCGUCACAACCUAACACGCCAGGAAGAGACCAUUUCUGCUAGUCCUAGUGGUCAAGGCGACCGAAUUCUUACUUGGACUGUGGUCAAUCAAUCGACUCGCGCCCAGACACAAUCGCGAAAGAUGAAGAAGACACAGCAUUCCUCGAAGGAGUGGACCGGCUCGGGGAAGUACGACGUGACUGCUCUAAUCAGCAGAGGAGCCUUUGCUUCCAUACAUAGGGUUACCUCGAAGGAAGAUGGAGUGGCAUAUGCGGCCAAAGAAAUCGACAAGAGAAGGUUUAUUAAGAAUGGCGUCAUGGACAAGCAAGUGGAGGACGAGCUUAUGAUUAUGCAGAAGGUUCAUCAUCCGAAUAUCGUCAAAUAUAUCGAGCAUUUCGAAUGGAGUCCAGAAUCUCGUAUUAUCAUCAUGGAAUAUAUCCCUGGCGGUAACCUGGGAGAUCUCAUCUCAGGCGGAGGGUCGCUAAAGGAAGAAGUUGUCCGGAUACUAGCACAACAGCUUCUAAGCGCUGUAGGCUACCUGCAUAUGAAGAACAUUAUCCAUCGAGAUAUUAAGCCGGACAAUAUUCUCAUCAACUCUUUGGAUCCCAUCGACGUCAAGCUUGGCGAUUUUGGUCUGGCAAAACAAAUCGAUAAUAGCGAGACAUUUCAACAUACCUUUUGUGGCACUCUUCUCUACUGUGCGCCCGAAGUGUACACAAAGUAUGCCGACUACGACGAAAACGAGA
This is a messenger RNA of Ilyonectria robusta, 1417 nucleotides long. Its product is annotated as kinase-like domain-containing protein. Gene Ontology annotation, cellular component: cytoplasm. The record is from RefSeq and is a predicted model, not a curated record. The annotation marks the transcript as partial. Gene Ontology annotation, biological process: peptidyl-serine phosphorylation; autophagy. The transcript has 2 exons. Gene Ontology annotation, molecular function: ATP binding; protein binding; protein serine/threonine kinase activity. Lineage: Eukaryota; Fungi; Ascomycota; Sordariomycetes; Hypocreales; Nectriaceae.